CACUUUUAAUUUUAGGUUAUUUUCUAUUAUCAUAUACAAUGAUUUAAGGUUGUCGUAAACUAAAGUAAACGUAGUUGAAGAAAUAUACAUAUAUUGAAAGAUGGGUAAAGUCAUGUCAAUGGUCGCAAAUAAAAUGAACCGCUUUAAUGUGGAAAACAGGGCACAUCGCAUACUGGAGCGUGAUAAGCCUGUGCCGGCGCCGAAAUACGAAUCGAAUAUUCAGGACAUGCAGCGAGCGCUUGAAUUGGAUCCACAGCUGGUAGAUAAGCUAAACAAAAAAGAUUUAGCGCUGGAUGAUCGAUUAAAAAAUGUUUAUGUAACUUCCGAGGAUCGAUUUAUUGACUAUGCUGCGCAACGUACCGAUCCAAAUAAACCGCUUCCAUUAAGUAGAAAAACACCACAAGAUUUUGAGUAUGGCUACAGAGAACCAACACGAGUUGGCGCAGGUCGUUGUACACUGCGGCAAGCAAUGCAAUUUAUAACGGAUCAUCAAAGUGAUCCAGAAUUGUGGACGAAACAAAGAAUUGCGGCAGAUUAUAAAUUGAAAGAAGAAGUUGUCGGUAACAUUCUUCAUUAUUUUAAAAGCUUUAAUGUGUACAUCCCAGAUAGAGGUCAAAAGGAACGCAUUCUUUCUCAAUCUAGUAAGAAAUUAAUUGAAAGCAAGAAAGAGGAGUAAUACUGCAGCUAUUAUCUUAGUAAAUACGUAGUUAUCCGGCUAUUUAACCAGUCAAAUCUUGUUACUUCUAUCAACAAGUUAUACCACGCUCUGUCGUUAAAACUCAACGUAGUCGAUAGUUCUUAAGUAGAAUCUACCGUUAAAUAUGAAUUAAAUGUUAAAAAGGUACUCGUCGAACUCAUUAUGAUACAAAA
Molecule: messenger RNA, 870 nt
Organism: Zeugodacus cucurbitae (melon fly)
Lineage: Eukaryota; Metazoa; Arthropoda; Insecta; Diptera; Tephritidae
Product: protein NDUFAF4 homolog
Exons: 4
Coding region: 101-676 (191 amino acids)
Biological process (GO): mitochondrial respiratory chain complex I assembly
Cellular component (GO): mitochondrion
Source: RefSeq, a predicted model, not a curated record